Trypanosoma cruzi is the source of this 1693-nucleotide messenger RNA. RefSeq lists its product as uncharacterized. The transcript has a single exon. Gene Ontology annotation, molecular function: dynein heavy chain binding; dynein light chain binding. The annotation marks the transcript as partial. Gene Ontology annotation, cellular component: ciliary plasm; cytoplasmic dynein complex. Gene Ontology annotation, biological process: intraciliary transport. The record is from RefSeq and is a predicted model, not a curated record. Lineage: Eukaryota; Euglenozoa; Kinetoplastea; Trypanosomatida; Trypanosomatidae.
AUGGAUUUGGCGGAGAAGCGUCGACAGUUGGAUGAAAUCCGCGCGGCGCGGGAGGCAAAGCAGCGUUCUGUUCAGCAGCAGCUCCAGCAGCAACAGAAGAAGGGCAGCCAACAUCAUGUGUCUUCCUCAUCCCUUGCGCGCAGCGGCACUCCGCAAUCGUCGAUGGCGUCGUCCGUGGGCGGGGAUCCUUUGAAUCGUGUGGCCUCGACGUUGUCGGCGGUGAGUGUGCGGGAGGAGCAGCAGACGGGGGAUUCAAGGACGACGUCGGCCGCAGCGUCAAGACGACCACCGGUUACACUGUCUACAAGGAUUUCUUCUGGUGAUUUGCGUUCUAAAGUCAACCGUCGUGGCACGGGGAGUGGCACUACCGAGGCUGUGGGAGGGGAAGGCAGUGCGUGGAAGGUGGAGGUGGGCGUUGGGGCUUUUGCGCUGAAGCCAACUGUAGAAGAGGGGGAAAAUGACCAUAGCGUUCAAGAUGGCAUGAUGGCUGCCUCCGUUGUGGGUGUUUUGUCGGCCCUUGAGGUGGAGGAUGCAAGUGCGUGCGCCACAGAACGAACUCAGGAUUGUGAGGCGAGCGGACAGCAGCGUGUUGUGCCCCCGCCUGACGUCGCAAUGCUGCUGGCACAUUCGUUGCGUGCAGAAUCGUUUUGCAACUGCAAGGACCGCUGUGUGUUGGAUGUCGUCAUGCUGGACCCAAAGAUUCCUGGUGGAAACACAGGUGUGAGUGACGAUUGCAGCGGCUUUCUUGUUGCUUUUGCCCUUUCAGAGCCGCAUCAAGCGGAUGAACAGAGCGACAGUGCCCCCAAAUUGCACUCUGGGCGUGGGAUUGACGCACAGUCGCUGUUACCACUACCGUUGUCCACCUCCACAGCAACGACCGCAGCAGCCGUGGCGGAGGUUCUCGGUGAGCUUCGUGGUCUCGUGCUUCUUUGGUGCAUCUCUCGCGGUAAAACUGGUGAUGCUAGUUACAGUGUUAUACCCCUGUGUUUUGACAGCGAAAUACGCGUUUUGACGUACACACGACAUCGACAACAUUUAUUGUUUGGUGGCGCUGCGAACGGCUGUGUGGUUGGGUGGAGGAUUGAUCAUGCUUUGCAGGGACACUCUUGUGCUGUGAUUGCGAAUGGUUUGGAGCGUUUCUCUGUAGCUCCGUCUUUAAUGCCGUUGCCUGCGGGGGGUGUUGCCGCUGUGGAACCGAGCGAACGGUCAUUUCCAUCACCACAUACGCAUCAGUCUCGUGUGAUUGGCAUGGCAGUUCACGGUGAUGUCAACUAUCACCAUCUUUACACUAUCAGUCAAGAUGGACGUGUUUGCAUGUGGGCGCCGCUACAGUUGGGGCUGCCUACGUCGAGUCGUGACGGGAUGGUGUUAGGACAGCCAAUUGGAUGCGUCGGGUCUUGCGCUGCAUUUGUUGAUAAGGCGGCCGAUGCGAUGAGCAAAGUUGUUGUUGGCUGCCUUGACGGUCGCGUACUGGAGGGGCGUACGAAAAGUUCGAGUCUCGUGGAGAUGUCUCCAAUCAAUGCCAUGCCGGCCUUCAGUAUCACAAACGACGUGUUGCCGCGUUCCAACUCGACGCAAAGAACAUCCGUUGAUGGCCCCGCGCAUCACGCCACUGUUGUCGCGGUGGCGCCUCACCCGCUCCAUGCCGACCCCCGCAUUAGCGAUACCGUGUUGACCGCUGCUGCUGACGGGA